Nicotiana tabacum (common tobacco) is the source of this 787-nucleotide messenger RNA. RefSeq names its product putative calcium-binding protein CML46. NCBI's taxonomy places the organism in Eukaryota, Viridiplantae, Streptophyta, Magnoliopsida, Solanales, Solanaceae. Gene Ontology annotation, molecular function: calcium ion binding. The record is from RefSeq and is a predicted model, not a curated record.
CUUAACCUUCCACAAACAAUCUAGAAGAAGUUCAAAGAAGAAAACAAAAUCCUAAUGGAGACCAAACCAAGUACCAAUGUAGUCCUUAUACACUUCAAAAUAUUCAACUCAAUCAUCAAAAUUCACAACAUUUUAUCUAAUGCCUACACUUUUGCGAAAGCUUUUUCAAAGUCCAUCUACAAUAAAUGGAAUCUUAUUUGGAGAAGCAAGAAGCUUCACAACUAUCAACAACUUGAUUCCAAAGAACAAUAUUUCCUCAACUCCAAUUCCUAUAACUCAGACUUGUUCUUGAAUGAACAAAAGAUUUGCAUGAGUGAGCUAGACCUAAACGUGGUGAUGGAUAAGCUUGGCAUUACAUGGGAAGAAGAAGAAGAAAAUAUUGGUACGUAUGGUUUAUUAACAUUGCUAGAUGAGAACCCUAGUUUGGAGGAAGUAAAACAAGUUUUCGACAUGUUUGAUGAGGACAAAAAUGGGUUUAUUGAUGCUUUUGAGCUGCAAAGAGUUCUAUGCAGCUUAGGUAUAAAAGAAGGUUGUGACUUGGAAAAAUGUACAAGGAUGGUCAACGCUUUUGAUGAUAAUGGUGAUGGAGUCAUAGAUUUUACUGAGUUUGCAAAGUUCAUGGAGAAAUCCUUUUUGUACAAUCCUUCCUAAUGUUAGUAUUGCCACUACUAUCUACAUGAGUAUGAUGUUAAUUACAAUAUGUUUAGAAGGAAAUAUUUUGUAUUCAAUUCGGGUUUAUGUUGGCAACAAUUGUUUUCAAUAGUUUUCAUCCCAUAUUUUUUUCACU